Molecule: messenger RNA, 2314 nt
Organism: Rhinichthys klamathensis goyatoka
Lineage: Eukaryota; Metazoa; Chordata; Actinopteri; Cypriniformes; Leuciscidae
Gene: klhl20
Product: kelch-like family member 20
Exons: 12
Coding region: 57-1958 (633 amino acids)
Molecular function (GO): protein binding
Source: RefSeq, a predicted model, not a curated record
AGCUUAUUUCCGGUCCUGUCAGGAAACUCCUCUGGAAAAUAAAAAAAUAAAAGUGGAUGGUGUCCCGUAAACCGAGCGGUUGUCUUGAUAUUAUCUGGCUAAAUCUCGACGACUUAAAAUUCAACCUGGACCGAUUAAAUGGACAAAUAAGGGGUACCAGUGCACGCCUAGAUACCACAGGAAUGGAUAUCACAAGUCGUUGCACCCUGGGUGACCCCAACAAGCUCCCAGAGGGAGUGCCUCAGCCUGCCCGGAUGCCCUACAUCUCGGACAAGCACCCUCGGCAGACCUUGGAAGUCAUCAACCUGCUCCGCAAGCAUCGAGAGCUGUGCGAUGUGGUUUUGGUGGUGGGAGCCAAGAAGAUUUAUGCACACCGUGUGAUCCUGUCCGCCUGCAGCCCCUAUUUCAGAGCCAUGUUCACGGGGGAACUGGCCGAGAGCCGGCAGACGGAAGUUGUCAUCCGGGAUAUUGAUGAACGAGCCAUGGAGCUGCUCAUCGACUUUGCCUAUACCUCCCAGGUGACUGUGGAGGAGGGAAAUGUGCAGACUUUGCUGCCCGCUGCUUGCUUGUUGCAGCUGGCAGAGAUUCAGGAAGCCUGCUGUGAAUUCCUCAAGCGCCAACUUGACCCCUCGAACUGCUUAGGCAUCAGGGCCUUCGCCGACACUCACUCCUGCAGAGAGCUGCUGCGUAUAGCUGAUAAGUUCACCCAGCAUAACUUUCAGGAGGUGAUGGAGAGUGAAGAGUUCAUGCUGCUGCCAGCCAACCAGCUGAUAGACAUCAUCUCCAGUGAUGAGCUCAAUGUUCGGAGUGAGGAGCAGGUGUUUAAUGCUGUAAUGGCCUGGGUUAAAUACAGCAUUCAGGAGCGCAGGCCUCAGCUGCCACAGGUUCUGCAACAUGUGCGUCUUCCCCUCUUGAGCCCGAAGUUUCUCGUUGGGACAGUGGGUUCAGAUCCUCUGAUCAAGAGUGAUGAGGAGUGUAGGGACUUGGUCGAUGAAGCAAAGAACUACCUUCUGCUACCCCAAGAGCGCCCCCUAAUGCAGGGACCUAGAACCCGGCCCAGAAAGCCUAUUCGUUGUGGAGAAGUACUGUUUGCUGUGGGAGGUUGGUGCAGUGGUGACGCCAUCUCAAGCGUUGAGCGCUACGACCCCCAGACCAAUGAGUGGAGGAUGGUGGCGUCCAUGAGCAAACGGCGCUGUGGAGUUGGUGUCAGUGUUCUGGAUGAUCUGUUGUAUGCUGUUGGCGGACAUGACGGCUCGUCUUAUCUCAAUAGUGUGGAAAGGUAUGACCCAAAGACUAACCAGUGGAGCAGUGAUGUCGCCCCUACUAGCACCUGCAGGACCAGUGUGGGUGUUGCUGUAUUAGGGGGUUACCUGUAUGCUGUGGGAGGUCAGGAUGGCGUUUCCUGUCUCAACAUUGUAGAAAGGUAUGAUCCGAAAGAGAAUAAGUGGACACGUGUUGCCUCAAUGAGUACCAGACGGUUGGGUGUGGCUGUAGCCGUAUUAGGAGGUUUUCUUUACGCAGUGGGCGGCUCAGAUGGCACAUCCCCACUAAAUACAGUGGAGCGGUAUAACCCGCAGGAGAACCGCUGGCAUACGGUGGCACCCAUGGGGACCCGUCGGAAACACCUGGGCUGUGCCGUGUACCAGGACAUGAUCUACUCUGUGGGCGGCAGAGACGAUACCACAGAACUGAGCAGCGCUGAGCGAUACAACCCCAGAACCAAUCAGUGGUCCCCUGUGGUCGCCAUGACGUCCAGAAGGAGCGGGGUUGGUUUAGCAGUAGUAAAUGGUCAGUUGAUGGCAGUUGGAGGUUUUGAUGGUACCACAUACCUGAAAACUAUUGAAGUCUAUGACCCUGAUGCCAACACGUGGAGGCUCUAUGGUGGAAUGAACUACAGGAGGUUGGGAGGUGGUGUUGGUGUAAUAAAAAUGACUCACUGUGAAUCACAUAUAUGGUAACAACUACAGUAUCCAUCUCACAGAUGCCUCACCAUAGCUCGUUCCUCAUAGAGACAUUGUGCAUCAUGCAAGAGGAAAUCCUGGUUAAAAACUGAGUAUUGUCUCCAGUUACUGAGAUGGCAAACCAAAGGUAUACCAUCUCUGGAAGCUGCUCUGAGGAGACUCACCUGUACGGCCAUAGAGCAUCACUCCAUUUUGUUUUUACAUUUGGUUUCUCUUUCGUACUUGAGCAUAGCCAAAGGCAACAAUUUGAAGAGAGAAGCAGCAGCCGGAAAAGCAUCAGUUUGUUUUUAUGGAUGGAACUAAGCUUCUGUCAGUCUGUUUGACUGCAUUGAAGAAUUACAGUAACCUGAAAC